AUGGGAGGCAUACGGCGGCGAGGGCACAGGUCGCAGAAGGAAGAGGUUAAAUCUGCAGACGCCGGAGAAGCGCAGCUGGAAGGGAAGGCCCCGCCGGCGGCUGGGGCCCGCGGGAGCGCUCCCCAGGCGAAGCGCUCGGCGCGCAGCGUGCAAGGCAUCAAGCCGGACGCCGACGAGGUGCUCCAGUGCAUAGAGAGUUUGUAUGUGGACAAGCUGAAGCCUUUCGGUCGAAUCCUGCGCAAGCGCGUUGCAGAACGCCAUGUUCAGAUCCACUUCAAAGAGCAGCACCCGUUCAUGCCAGGAGCUGCAACGGAACUCCCGGACGUGGAUAUCAAGCACCUGAAAGGCCUCUGCGAGGACUCCGAGCACUUGGAGAUCGCGCCGGAGGAGGGAGGCGACUGGUCUGCCACCUUUCGAGGACGCGCCCAGGUCUUCGUAGACAUCUACAGUCCCGCAGACGACUACUCUCCCGAGACCUGGCAGGCUGCCAGAGCGUACUUCGCCUCCUUGCCGGAAAGCGAGGCUCUGCUCCCCGGAGGUCGCUACUCCUGUGCACAGGCACUUGUUCAGAGGGAGCUGCCGUUCCUCAGCGGCUUCACGCUGGGCGAGGUCUGCCACCUGGUGCAGCUAGCCAUCUCAAAGCACAAGAUCCUAGGCUACUGCAACGGCGCAGUGGUGCCUUACAGCCGAUCUCAGUCGCGGGUGAAAGAGGAAUGCGCCGAGUCACAGCAGCCGUGCAUCGGGGCCCCCAACAAGGAGGAUCCGAGCUCGCUGAGCUCCCUGGCGCUCGCGAGUCUGGAGAAGGCCCGGGAGCACUUGCGGGAGAUCCUCCGGGACGCCUCCACCUCCGCUCCCUCCAACUUGGGGCCUUCGAUGGUCCCCUUAAGCAACGUGAAGCGCUUGUUCCGGUCCAGGUACCAGAUCGAGCUGAGCGAGACGGCCCUGGGGCACUCGAAGCUUUCAGAGCUGUUGCAAGAUCAGCGCUUCUCUGACAUCUGCGAGGUGCAGCUUCAGGGACAAGGCUACAUCGUGGUGCAAGUCCAGGGAAAGCCCGAAGCAGACUCUGCGGAGGCUUUGGCCGUCCCCAGCCGUUACACCGGAGGACCCAUCGGCCCUGUUCGCGACGACCCCGAGAGCCAAAGAACUCUGGGGAGCCUCGCGAACUUGGCGGUGGACUGCGCUCUGACUCCAGUCAUUGAUAGCAGCAAGUACGACAGCCUAGACUUGUGCAGAGAGCCGUGCCGGCCGUUCUGCGUGGGCGAGCCACUCGCACUGGAGGAGGCUGGCUUUGGCGAUCGCUUCCCUCCCGGCCUGGACAGAGAGGUGAAAAACACCUUCAUCCACUCAGCAGUGACUCCGCUGGUCACGCCGGAGCCGGGAUCGUUCCGGCGCUCGCAGUCUGUGCCGAAGGACGUUGGGUUUGCCUGCGCAGACAUGGACAAGAUCCUGACGGGCCACGACACGGCUUGCAGCGUCGCGCCCUCACCGGCGUUUCUGCCGCCGCCCACGCCGAGCUCGCCACUCUACACGCGCGGCUACGAGGCCUUGCUGCUGUCCCAGAUGGAGCAAUCUCACCCGUUGAAUACAGUCAUUCGUCUGGCAGAGCUGAUUUGA
Messenger RNA from Symbiodinium sp. CCMP2592, 1614 nucleotides. The record is from the annotation of a GenBank genome assembly. Lineage: Eukaryota; Dinophyceae; Suessiales; Symbiodiniaceae.